Messenger RNA from Exophiala bonariae, 1152 nucleotides. RefSeq lists its product as uncharacterized. The coding region runs from base 1 to 1152 and encodes 383 amino acids. Gene Ontology annotation, cellular component: small-subunit processome; nucleolus. The transcript has a single exon. Gene Ontology annotation, biological process: maturation of SSU-rRNA from tricistronic rRNA transcript (SSU-rRNA, 5.8S rRNA, LSU-rRNA). NCBI's taxonomy places the organism in Eukaryota, Fungi, Ascomycota, Eurotiomycetes, Chaetothyriales, Herpotrichiellaceae. The record is from RefSeq and is a predicted model, not a curated record.
AUGGCGAUAGAUACUUCGCCUGUUGGAUUACUCUCGAAUUUGACAUCUGCACUCAACUUAGCGAGAUCAGCCAUUCCCUCCGACUCAUCUACCAGCAGUGAUGGUAUCUCAUUACUCGAUGUGAAAAACGAUCUCCUCCUCUCGUACCUGCAGAAUCUUGCCUUUCUCGUCAUUAUACGCCUGCGCCAUGAUCCGAGCGACGAUAGAGUUCGGAACGAGGUGAUCAAGAAACUGGUAGAGGUCCGAGUUUACUUGGAAAGAGGCGUGCGACCGUUAGAAGGCAAACUCAAAUAUCAGAUCGACAAAGUCGUCCGUGCUGCCGACGAGGCAGCCCGAAGGCAGGCCACUCAGCAGUCUUCCACUACCUCCGGCGCUACGAAACCAUCAGCAGGCAGAGCAAAUCGUGGCUCUGACUCUGAAGAGUCGGAAGACGAAGUGUCCGCGGUUGUUGAGGCAGAUCAGCCAGUCCAUGAGCCAUCUGUCGGGCCUAGAGCCGCAGCGCUCCUGCGCAAUGCAUCUCUACCGUUGACCACAACCCAAUCGGCUCUCAAGACUCGCUCUGGCGAACCAGCAGCGACGGGCGCAUACAGGCCGCCGCGCAUAAAUCCUACCACCAUGCCUGAGCCGGCAAGUGUCCGAGACCGUGACGAGAAGCCUAGCCGCAAACGCAGAUCGCAACUACUUGACGAAUACAUUGACGAAGAGGUUUCUUCCGCACCACAGGCGCAGCCAUCAAUCGGCUCCGGUGGUACGAUUCUACAGCAAGGGCGUGGGGCCAUGUCAACACGUGACAGGGAAAAGGAGCGGGAGAGGACAGCAUACGAAGAACGAAACUUCACGCGACUCCCCGCUUUGAGUAAAGCAGAGCGGAAGAAAGAGAAGGCCAAGUCGCAGCGAGACUCUCGAGAGGUGUUUGGUGGGGAAGAUUGGACUGGAUUGGGUGGGCUUGGUGAUCGGAUCAACAGGACCGUUGCGUCUGGGAGAGGUAGGAGUGAAGGAUUGUUUGAUCGUAGAGACAAGCGGAAACGUGACACGAUUGAUGGGCCACGAGGGGAUGGUACGAUCAAUGGUGGUGGCAUUGGUGAGACUUUCGAGAAGCGCAGAAAAGUCUUGCAACAGAGGGCAGAGAAGAAGAUGAGGCGAAAAGGUUGA